Messenger RNA from Paramormyrops kingsleyae, 2732 nucleotides. Lineage: Eukaryota; Metazoa; Chordata; Actinopteri; Osteoglossiformes; Mormyridae. The record is from RefSeq and is a predicted model, not a curated record.
GUUCAUAUUUAUUUCAUUUGAAAAUGGAAAGCCCAAUUGCUGGUGUUUGUGAGUGUAAGCACUUGCAUUCUGUUUGUUCUACCGGUUGGCAAUGCUUCAAGUGGGGAAAUAAGUUUGCUUUAUCUACAGUUUACCUGCCCCAAGUUUUCGACAGAGUUUACAGUACACAGGACCAGUGUGUUGUGUGUUAAUCUGCAAAAAGUACUGCCACAUCACCAACAUUGCUGUACCUUGUUCGUCCUUAUUAUCUCCUUUUUCAAAAGAUGUUGUGGCUGCUGAGCCGUCGCGUUCUUCACCAACACUUGAAGCUCCUUCUGAGGUGGUAUUCUUGACAAUUGGGUUAACCUUCCAAAGAAAGAACUCAGAAGCAUGGGAAAUUCCUGAAUUAUAGUUUCAAAGUAUCUACCCUGAGCCAUGGAAAAGUUGGGUCCAGUGUUGAGUCCGGCAGCCAACCGUUCAGCAGUGAACAGCCCCGGGCUGCAUGGCCACCCCACAGCUCCCAGCGUGCAGCUCGGAGUUUUUCCCAGUGCGCAGUCCCACCUCAAAGACCUGCUUGGGAUAUCGUUCAUGGUGACCCUGAACGCUGUGGCUCUUGUGGCCAACGUGGCCGUGAUGGUAGCCAUCGUCAAAGCGCCUCAUUUGCGGAAGUUUGCCUUUGUCUGUCACCUGUGCGUUGUAGACAUCCUGUGCGCUGUGCUGCUGAUGCCCCUGGGCAUCGUUUCCGGCUCCCCCUUCUUCAGCUCCGUGGUCUUCACCGUACUGGAGUGUCAGGUCUACAUCUUUCUCAAUGUGUUUCUGAUCUGUGCCUCCAUCCUCACCAUCACCGCCAUCAGCAUCGAGAGGUAUUACUACAUAAUACACCCCAUGAGGUAUGAGGUGAAAAUGACACUCAACCUUGCCAUCGCUGUGAUGAUUUUCAUAUGGAUCAAGUCUAUUUUAUUGGCCCUGAUCACUUUGUUUGGCUGGCCAGCAUAUGGAAACCAGAGCUCCAUCAGUGCCGCCCACUGCUCCCUCCACUGGAGCCACAGCAAUCUUAGGAAGGUCUUUGCCAUCAUCUUCAGUGUGUUGUGUUUCCUGGUACCAUCCAUUGUGAUCGUUGCUGUGUACUGCAAUGUGUAUAAGGUGGCGAGGUUGGCUGCCCUUCAGCAUGUGCCCAUGCCUUCCUGGGCCACAAACCCGAAGCAGCGCUCAGACUCCAUCAACAGCCAGACCACUAUCAUAGCUGCUCGGACCCUAGCGCCGAGACUGACCCCAGAGCGGAUAUUUGGGGGCAGUAAGGCAGCUCUCACCCUUGUGCUCAUUGUGGGACAGUUUGUUGUCUGCUGGCUGCCUUAUUUCUCUUUCCACCUGCACCUGUCACUCAACACAUCGCUGAAGAGUCCAGAGGACCUGGAAGAGGCAGUCACCUGGCUGGCAUACUCUUCCUUUGCUAUGAACCCCUUCUUCUACGGCCUCCUCAACCGGCAGAUCCGCGAGGAGCUCGGUAAGCUGCGCAGGUGCUAUGCCACACGCCCUGCAGACCUGGGGGGCUCCAGUCACGAGGGCUCAGCCCAGGAAAACUUCCUGCAGUUCCUCCAACGGACCACCACAGAUGCGCGCUCCAUCUGCGUGAACUCCAGCCCCAGGAAUAUUGUGCACCAGGAAGUCCGAAUCCCUGGACAGAUCCCAGAAGACUUUGAUUAGAAAUGCAGCUCUUUUGGAUUGCAUUGCUCACAUUUUGGCUUGUCAUCCACUUAUGGACAUACUGUAUUUGAAAUUUGUAAUUGCAAUACAUUAUUCAUUAAUACUGGAUCAAGGCUUAAGUGUUACAUUCCACAGUUGAACUACCCCGCAUGAUCCAUAUAACUGCCUGUGCGUGUCCAGCUCUGACUGCCUCUGUGUUUGGUAGCUGUGAAAAUGAAUCGAUUAUUUCAUGAUAUCGGAAAAUCAAUGGGACUGUUCAUCUCAUUCAGAGUUCACCUGAGUCAUGCAAUCUGAUCUGAAGACUGACGGACCUGACUUGGGAAAUUUGAAAAGUUAUUUUGAAUCAAGUUAAUUAUUCUCCUUUUUCUGAAUAUAAAAAUUGACAUCUGGUACUGUUAUGGAUUAAUCAAAUGACCCAGAUAUGCAAAUAAAUAUUUCAUCCUGAAAACCACCCCUCAGAUAUUUUCCAAAGGUAUAGAUAUAUAAUAUUAUUUUGUAUAUUUGGGGUGUCAAAUAAAAACUCAGUCUUAAAAACUUAUAUCUAAGCAUGCUUUAAGUUUAACAGUACUAGUAAUAAUUUUAAAACAAUUUAUUACACAGACAUCAUUAUUGUUAUUAAAAAUUAUAUUUUACUACUUUAUAAUAAAGGUCUGAAGAGUUUUGAGGGAAAUUAUGUAUUUUCUGAAAGCAUUUGCCUUGUGAAACUUUUAUGUUUCAAAACCUAACUUGCAUAUUACUUUUACUAUGUAUAAUUUAUUAUAUUCAUCUUAAAUACCACUUCUCCGGGUCAGGGUUGCAAUGUAAUUUAUUACACAUUAAUUUUAAACAGUUUCUAUGUAUUUCCCCCUCAUUUUAUCUUAAAUGUUUAAGAUAAAGCUUAAAUGUUUUUACCACAAUAUAGAUACAAUAUAAAAUAGAAAAAGAAAUGUCAUACACAACAUUAAAAGCAUUUACACAAUGGUACAUUUAUUUAUUGUGUUUGGCUUAUUUUAUUAUAAAAAAUGGAUGAAUGAGUGACAAAUCAGUAAAUAAAGAAGUAAUAUGUCACA